AUGGCAGCCAUCCGAUGUAUAUACUGCCUGGGUACUCCUGUACUGGCAUCUAAAACCUGUGCGCAGUGUGGGACCCCCAUGUGUGAUAAUCAUGCCACAGCUCAUAAGAAUGGAGUGAAUCAUGAUUUAUUUGAUCUCAACUCAUCAUCCGGUGAGUGGCAGUGCUCUCAACAUAAAGAGGUUCUGAAAUACUACUGCACAAGUGAAAGCGUUGGCCUGUGUCAGACCUGCUACAAUAAGGGUGAGCACAACAAUCAUUCGGUGGAGGUUCUGGAUGCUUUUGCUGCCAAGAGGAAAACAAGUCUAAAAACUGACAUAGAAAGGCUAAAUGACAUGAAAGACACAAAAGAGAAACUGAUCAAAACAAUGAAGAGUCAUAAGAGAGCACAGAAAUUAAAGGCACAAGCAGUCAGUUGGAGAGUCACUGAUCAGGUAACGACCAUUACGGACCAACUUAGAAAUACUAGGUGCAAAGUCGAUAAUGAGAUCAAAAGUAGCAAAGAAGAAGUUUUACUGUCAGUCGAUGCGGUGACACAAAAACUGGAGGGAGAGAAUGCUGAUCUGCACAACAAGAUUGAACUUAUUAAGGAUCUAUGCGAACAAAACAACUUCACUUUCCUAAACAGAAUACAAGAAACUGAUCUGACGGAGAUCCAGAAUAACACGGAUAGAAAAAUUCAAAUAUUUAACGGAGCAGCAUUCUCAGUCAUGCUGCACAAGGAGCUCUUAGAAUUCGCCGACACAUUGACCAAACGCAUGCUAAAGGUGGACUUUCCAAAAAUGGAGACGUCAGAGAUCACACUGGACACAAACACAGCUUAUUAUAAAAUGUAUAUAUCGCAUGAUCUCAGAUCUGCUGUUCAUACAGAAAACCGUCAUGCUAGAGAUGUUGGUCCAGAGAGGUUUAAAUCCCGUCAUGUUUUAAGUAAGUGCAGCUUCUCAUCGGGGAAUCACUACUGGGAGGUGGAUGUGAAGGGGACACAAUGUAGCAUUGGGGUGGCCUAUGAUAAUAUAGAGAGGAAGAGAACAAGAUUGGACUUACGCAUUGGUUACAACACAAGGUCCUGGAGCCUCAGUGUAGAUGUAGAGAGCAAGCUCAGUGUGUGGCACAAUCAUGUUGAAACAGAAAUCUCCACAGAUUCUCCUGUGCGGGCAUUUGGGAUAUUCCUGGAAUAUAGCACUGGCCGUCUGUCCUUCUACCAGCUUUGUGACCCCAUCAGAUACCUCUACACCUUCACCGUCACCUUCACCAGACCCCUGCAUGCUGCCUUCUUCCUCAAUGAGGGUUCCAGGGUUACAAUCCGAAAUUAA
Molecule: messenger RNA, 1311 nt
Organism: Nanorana parkeri
Lineage: Eukaryota; Metazoa; Chordata; Amphibia; Anura; Dicroglossidae
Product: zinc finger protein RFP-like
Exons: 1
Coding region: 1-1311 (436 amino acids)
Molecular function (GO): zinc ion binding; protein binding
Source: RefSeq, a predicted model, not a curated record